Molecule: messenger RNA, 1805 nt
Organism: Aspergillus novofumigatus IBT 16806
Lineage: Eukaryota; Fungi; Ascomycota; Eurotiomycetes; Eurotiales; Aspergillaceae
Exons: 2
Coding region: 38-1711 (557 amino acids)
Source: RefSeq, a predicted model, not a curated record
UUUAUACUUAGGUUAAUUUCAGUCUGUCAGACACAAAAUGCUGCUUAGUGCAACCUUUCUCCUCCUUGGUCUGGCGUUCGGGAAACCAGUUAUACCAAGAGAUGAUACAAGCCCGACGCCUACGCCCACAGCUGCUACUGACGCAUGCGCCACCUCGUCUGUGAGCAGCCAGUGGCUAAGCACAUGUAACACCACGGUGUUUUGGCCAACCUCAACAGACUACUUCUACGGCCCGACCACAGGUCCUGGGGCAUCUGCUGUCAUCUGCAAUGCCCAAUGGGUCGAAUACAAUGGCCGAGCAGAUGGGCUUGGCUCACUGGGAGCAACUUCCACUUCGACCUCAUACUGGAUUUCUCCCACCAGCACUGGGGCGUGCAACACAGAUGUCCGGCGUGAGGGCCCAGGAGAUCCGCACACUGGCCCCGUCACCACACUCUGCGAUGGAAUCACCCGUGCUAUUGGCCCUCUGGAGUAUGUUACCGACUACUGGCCCGGCACAGGCCCUUGCAGUACAUCGAUGGUAACCGAGUCUGACACCACUCUGCUCUACCGGUCACCCUCCCCUGUUCCCACCUGUGAGCUGAAUACGCAGGAUUGCAUUCCCAUCUGGCAGACCUACAGCAGUCUUCGCUCCGUCUACCAUGAGUCAGUAACAACGGAAAUCCCAGGAGAUACAAACAGCCCCAUCAGUCCAAGCCAAUGCCCCACGACAAAAAGGAACUACACAGAGCAGGACCCCUGCACCAACUGCCAUUAUCUCCCAGACACAGCAACCCUCUUCUACUGGCCGGUGACCACUACUGGCGGUGAUCUCUGUAACCAGAAUGGAACCACCGUACCUGCCACUCCCACUGGAAACGGCCCCAACACUGCAGUUGUGAACGGCCAUACCUUCAUAUCCCCGAGUAUCUACGUAUCCUUCACCAGCAUCUACGCGAGGAGCAACCAGCGCGCGCACCCAGGUGGCUCCUGCGGCGGCGACUACGAGGACGUGAUUAUCUCUGUCAACCCAGAAGCCGUGACAUCCUACCGCAACCACAUAAAUGCGAAAUACCCAAGAAUCGGCACAGCCUACCCGUUCAACUUUGCCGAGUUCCAGCCGCAUGUCGUUGGGAACUAUUCCCUGCCGCUGAUCCCAUGGGACCAGUACUGCGAUGGAUCCCAAUGCAUCCAGGGCGGAAACGGCUGCAGCAUGAUCCGCAACGAUUACCUCCCCUGGAUGGAGAUCCCAGACGUGAUGACCCAGAUUGAUCCCCGGUGGACGGAAUGCCACCGCUCGUGGUACAUUCCGCCGGUCAGCUUGGUUCCGCUGAUCGGUGGGCUUGCGUCGCAACCUACCGGGGUGGCUGAAGCAGCUAAUCCUGGAGCUGGAGCUGAGUCGACACCUGCAGUGCCUCAGUCGGGCUGGCUGCUCCCACUCCGGAGGCUACUAGCAAUCGCCAUGGCCGGUGAUGCGUGCACAGGCGCAUGCAGAAUGCAGCAGACUGUUGAUUACGGCAAGGCUAAAGUUAAAUCACGUUCUGAGAAGUACUUAGAUACGGGAAGAACCAAUAAAAGUCGCACGCUUGAGAAUGGUUCCUGGUUUAAUACAGUAAUUAAGCUAAGCAGCAGUGCGAUCUAUGCUGACUGGGAAAUCGAGCAGGUAAUGCAGGACCAUUGGUUUGGAGACGUACCUAGUAAUCAAAAGUUGGAACAUAACCCUAAGACAUGAAGUAAAUGAGCGCUCCAAAUCCCGAUAUUUGCAUCACCGGAAUCAACAGUUCGUUCUUAUUAUCCACCACCUUCCUCAAACUUCAAGUGAGCAU